AGAAGAGAGAAGGGAGGGGGAAGAGUAAACACUGCUGACUGAAAGAGCAGAUGAUGGAGAUAGGACAAGUGCAAGGCUUAUGCAGUUUCAUAUUCCUAGGCCUUUUACUAAUCACUGUGACUAUCCCCGGAAAUGCUAGAUUUAUCUCGGCAUCGGAUCCAGUGACCCCAUGCGAAGCCCCUUUGCAAUGGGAAGGCAGAAUAGUAAUGUACGAUCACAACACUGGUAAAAACACUAGGGCAAAUGUCACUUAUGAUGCCAAACAACAGAGAAUUCGGAUUCUGGAAGACAGGAAAAGCCUGGUACCCUGCAAGAGGUUCUUUGAAUACAUAUAUCUGUACAAAGAGUCGGUGAUGUUUCAGAUUGAACAGGUUACUAAAAUCUGUGUUAAGAACACUCUGACUGCACCAUGGGAUCCAUUUGACAUACCUGGAAAUUCCACCUAUGAAGAUGAGUACUACAUUGGAGGACCUGGAGACCAAAUCAUAGUCCAGGAAUGGUCUGACAGAAAGCCAGCCAGAAAAUAUGAAACCUGGGUUGGAGUGUACACAAACAAGGAUUGUUACCCAGUGCAAGAAACCUACACAAAGAAUGACAGCAUGACUACCUCCACGCGAUUCUUUGACUUAGAGCUUGGCUUAAAAGAUCCAUCUGUAUUCACCCCUCCGAGCAGCUGUCAAAUGGCACUGCCACUAUUAAUGAGUAAUGGCUGCUGAGACUAAUAGGCAUUGACAAGUGACUUAUUAUACACUAUGAAUUAAAAAUCAGCUUCAAUUUAGAAAGGAUAACAGUAUUGUUUUCAUGCUAAAAUGAAAAGUUAGAAAAGUUAAUUUUCCACAUGUUUUAUUAUAUAUUAUAUAGCUACAUUUCUCUAAUUUCUUGUGACCUGAAUAAUUUAUAAAGCAAUACUAGGAAUGAUAGCACAUUUACCACAAUCCCUCUUGACAGGCUUAAUUGGAAAACAGUGCAAGUAACAGAG
Messenger RNA from Nanorana parkeri, 979 nucleotides. RefSeq names its product ependymin related 1 (gene EPDR1). Gene Ontology annotation, molecular function: calcium ion binding. The record is from RefSeq and is a predicted model, not a curated record. The transcript is spliced from 3 exons. Gene Ontology annotation, cellular component: extracellular region; lysosome. Bases 51 to 716 code for a protein of 221 amino acids. Gene Ontology annotation, biological process: cell-matrix adhesion. Lineage: Eukaryota; Metazoa; Chordata; Amphibia; Anura; Dicroglossidae.